Messenger RNA from Gekko japonicus, 1067 nucleotides. It is a transcript of the gene LYRM4, whose product is annotated as LYR motif containing 4. Gene Ontology annotation, biological process: iron-sulfur cluster assembly. The coding region runs from base 454 to 711 and encodes 85 amino acids. Lineage: Eukaryota; Metazoa; Chordata; Lepidosauria; Squamata; Gekkonidae. The transcript has 3 exons. The record is from RefSeq and is a predicted model, not a curated record. Gene Ontology annotation, cellular component: L-cysteine desulfurase complex; mitochondrion.
UCCAAACCGCUUUGCAGCCUGCAGGCUCCUGAAGGAUUCGGGCCCGCAAAAAGAAAGCGCGGGGCAGGGUGCGGCCUACUCGAGGCGGAGGGAGCCCCCUCCUUCCCCUCCCCCGGCAGGGCCUACUGGCGGCGUCCUCCCGCCUCAGCCCACACCGCCCCCGAGCUCCGCCGUUGCUGCUGCUGCUGCUCCCGCCGACGACGACGGCUCACCUUCCCCCCCUCUCCGCUCCUCAGCCGGCCGGGCGUCCAAGUUGCCCGCCUGACGCGCUCGGACGGGAAACCCAGACCAGGCCGAGCCUCCAAACAACGCCUCUCGCGGCUUCCCGGCGCCGGAGCGAAACCUCGCGGGCCGCCUCAGAGCUCCGCGGCCUCCCCCGCCGCUUCCGGCAUCGGGCUGCAAAGCAAAGGAAGGGGGCGACUUGCCGGGAAGGUCCGAGCGCGCGUCGGCAAUAUGGCAGCGGCGUCCACACGGGCUCAGGUGUUGGGGCUCUACCGGGCCCUGCUAAGGGAGAGCGAGAAGUUCACCUCCUACGGAUUCAGGACAUAUGCCAUCCGAAGGAUAAGAGAUGCCUUCAGAGAAAACAAAAACCUGAAGAAUUCAGCAGAAAUUGAAACCCUAGUGAACAAUGCAAAAACAAAUCUGGAAAUGAUACACCGACAGGUCACCAUUGGACAGCUCUAUUCAGCACCGAAGCUUGUGAUUGAGUGACCAGGAAAACUUUGACCCAAAGGUUCCAUUCUCCUGUAGCAGUGCUGGACCAGCCUCAGUAUUCUGCAAUACGCACAGAUUUUUAUUUAAACAUAUUAUGUUCUCGAUGCAUGUUUGAGCUGCCUUGCCUAACUAAAACUCUGAACUCAUUGCUGAAUCUUAACCUCAGGGGUCUAGAAUUUCUUUUAAUUGUUCAUGUGCCCUCAAUAGACCACCAAGACGAAUGUGUAUAAAUUAUGUUCAUAAGAAUCACUGCUUGCUGUUGUCUUCGUACACACUCACAUUGUUGGCUUUCUCAACAAUAAAAUCCCACAGUCCAAGUCUAUCAUCUUGCUUGCUUGCUUCUGAAAUGGUUC